Pocillopora verrucosa is the source of this 3066-nucleotide messenger RNA. RefSeq lists its product as uncharacterized. The record is from RefSeq and is a predicted model, not a curated record. Lineage: Eukaryota; Metazoa; Cnidaria; Anthozoa; Scleractinia; Pocilloporidae.
ACUUCAUCUCUAAGCACGUGAUUUUUUUGUGCUCGUCAACUGAGCGUAGCGAAGCACGAAGUAAUCUGCAUUCGAGCAGUGUCAUCUUUGACAGCUGAGCGACACUAAAAUCUCCCGCAGAAUUCAUUGAUAUUGGACUAUACGAAGAAUCCACGGGUAGCACCAAGAUGACCCAACCAAAAUAGACUAUUGGAAGAUUUGUUUGGCGUUCAACACGUAAGACCGCGUCAAGGAAAUUCAAUCAGUAUUGGGCCUUCACGUCAAGUGCUAAAGCUUUGUCUACGACUUUUUGUGAUUCAUAUACCUCGUCAAGGUUUGAUAUUUUUCAAUGCAGCGACUUCCAUACUUGGUUUGUCCACCCGCUGUAAAAGGCCUGUGGUUUCCCAGUAUGUUCUGGCUCUAUAUGGAAAGGGAAAGUCAGUUGGAAUGCUGUUUUGUUCAGGGAGUCUGUAUUAGCAUAGCGAGUCCGUGACCAAUUCAAAACAGAAAAUCGUCGAUGAAAAGUGUAAGCAAAUGUAUUUCGCAGUUCUCCUGUUUGCUAACUCUCUUCAAUAUUCAUGGCUUUAUCGAGGAGAAAUCUAAUAUCGAGAUUUUUGAUGGCAAGAACGAGGACGAAAUGUUUAUUUUUACUGCUAACUUCUAUCAUUUUAUACGUUGUCGGCAGUUUUAUCUGCUUGCAUAUCCACGAUUAUCAUAAUGAACUCAAGAUCAGUUCUGGCAAGGAUGAUUCCCUCGUAACAACCGAUCUUCUUCGACUAACACAAACAGGCUCUGUCACGCGUGUGAAGCAAGUUUUUGAGGUUCACGGCGACGAAUGGAAAAAAAAUGAGUUUGUAACAGCUGAUGAGUCGCAAAAUUCACCGGACAUCGAAACAAAACACAUUGAAUUAACAAACAUGGAAGGCAACCUGUCACCGCGGCUGCCAGGUUCACGACGAAAAUUUUUGUUUGUUUUCCGUUAUUAUGAGCAGUUAGGCAGAGCGACGAAUAACCUUUUGGAUUUAGCCUCAUUUGCGAAGAGCAAAAAUCGUGUUUUGGUCGUUCCAUAUGUAAAUAAUUCUCGCAUGUCCGGUUUAUCAUCGGGAGUAAGUCAUAAUUUUCACAAGCCUGAGAAUCCUCCGCACAUUACAUACUCUUUGCUAAGCGAGUAUUUCAAUUUGGACGACUUAAACUCCAAAUUAGAGUCUCGAGGAUACAGCACUAUGAGAAGCUUUCGUGACCUCGAAUCCCACUGCAAUAAGAGAUUCAAUAUCGUGGUACACUUUCUAUUCCACGAUGAAAAUUACCAAAGAGUAACCGCUCUAUGGUACAGGAUAACUGAAGAGAAGGUUGCAACCACUUAUAAAGAGGCUAGAGAACGUAGUGGCUGGGUGGAUUGUCCUUUUAUAAAGCACUCACGCCUUAGCAAACAGAUACAGUUCAAAGUAAGACGUUAUAUUUGCGUUGAUCCGGAAGUCAUAAGGACCGCUAGUGAUUUAGAGGAUAAUGUUCUUCAAGGAGCUAAAUGCGUUGGCAUUGUUCAGUGGAGGGGGAAUGGUCCAGAAAGAGUUCACUUCCCUUUGGACCCAUCCAUAACGCAGCCUCUUCGUCCGGUCGACCUAGAAUUUAACUCCGACCUCGUCGAGCUGGCGAAAAAAUUCGUGAGAGAGAAUUUGAAUGAAGGAUUCAUAGGCGUGCAUGUUCGUUCCGAGAGACAUAUAGCUCGCAAAGGCGCGAACGUUACAAAACGGUGCAUGGAAAAACUUGCAAACCGCGUGCAGACCUUGCGGGACGCUUUGAGCAUUAACAAGGUCUACUUAGCAUCAGAUUUAACAGAUUAUGGCUCAGACACGUUGAUGAAUUUCGCAGGCACGAAGUAUCGCAGAUCUCUAUCGGCGUACCUGCGCGAAGUUUUAAGCAAGCCCGUAAUGUUUAACCCGAAUGGAGUUCUGUACGACAGUGGCGCCACUGCAAUUGUGGAAAUGAAUAUCCUUGCUAUGGCUACGAGGCUUUUCACUUUGGGAGGCGGAAAUUUUCAAGAAUGGAUGGUAGGUUUAUUUCUAAGGAAGCAUGAUCACCAACAGACAAGAAUACAUCGAAUUUGUGAACUUAAAGGAUAGUUCAAAACGAGAAAUAUUUUCCGCACACAGCGGGGAAAAUUGUUACCUCGUCUCUCCUGGAGUUCAUUGCAACGUAACAAUUUAAAAUUACGGAUUAUCAGUAAUUGGAUUUUAAAAUAUUUUCGGAAAGCCUAACGAGAGAAUUGAAUAUUUAUUUGUUUAAAAUGUAACAACAUUUCGACCUUAACCUUCAUUUUAAACAGGGAAAAAUAUAACAAGAAAACAUCGGCAAAAGAAAGCGAGUUGGGAUGAAGAAAAUGAGUUUAAAUUAUUUUCGAAAGAAAUUACUAAAUUAUGUUGUGUAAAUAGCUCACAUUCGUUCGUGACGACUUUCUAAGCUUUUCUUUUAGUUGGUUCUUUAUAUUUAUAAUUUGAUACACGCAAAAUGUUAUGUCAUAGGACACUUUUUUCCUGAUCGAAUGACUCGGCAAAAGCUUGGGAAAUGUUGCUUCUGCGGUUUCAUAGAAGCGGAAAUCAAAGGUGUAGAAUAUUAGUUUUUUUUUCUGUAAUCUAGACCCACAUCCAUGCUAUAGUUACAAAAAAUAUCAACAGCGUUUCAUCUCAUUUUUUUCCUUUCGAAACCUUGGCGUAAUGUCAUAAAUAAUAGGAUGCCAGUUAUGAUAGCGAGUCAAAACCUCUCAGUAGUGAAUGAUAACCGUCAAGAAAACCAUACUUAAUGGCAGAGGAAAAUAAUAAUGCUUGCUUCAGCCCUAACUCUGGUGAAGAUUGGUAUCUAACAUCAAUUAGCCUAUGUAGAUACUAAAAAUUCUUCCAUGUCCUCCAUGUUCAAAUCAAGCGAACUUUUGUUACUGAUUUAACACAGAAAUUCCAUGGUCGUUCAUUAGAGUACAAUUGCUGAAGCUUCUUAUGACUAUCAAAAUUCUUUACAUAACAGCCUUUAAAAGACUCUUGUUUAGAGCGGUCUGCUGCUUCCUUAAUGAAUAAAGAAACGUUCUCUUAAGUACAA